Molecule: messenger RNA, 4563 nt
Organism: Rhincodon typus (whale shark)
Lineage: Eukaryota; Metazoa; Chordata; Chondrichthyes; Orectolobiformes; Rhincodontidae
Product: protein WWC2-like
Exons: 22
Coding region: 229-4563 (1444 amino acids)
Biological process (GO): cell migration; negative regulation of organ growth; regulation of DNA-templated transcription
Cellular component (GO): cytoplasm
Molecular function (GO): molecular adaptor activity; kinase binding
Source: RefSeq, a predicted model, not a curated record
GCAGUUUUCUCUCUCGCUCUCUCUCUCUUUCUGUUGUGUGUGUGUGGGGGGAUUCCUGAAUGGAGUUAAGAUGGAGGACCAGAUCGUUAUAAGGAUGUAAAUGAUCGCAGAGAGGCUUCUUUUUUUUGGGGGGGGCAUAUUAAAGAAAACAUUCCAGCAGCCCCCCACCUCCCUCCCUUCCUUCCUUCCUCCUGCCCGGAUUUAUGGAGGGUGUUACAACACUACAACAUGCAUAGGAAAGGCAAUGGAGAGCUCCCUUUGCCGGAUGGUUGGGAAGAAGCGAGAGAUUACGACGGUAAAGUCUUCUACAUUGACCACAACACCAAGCAGACCAGCUGGAUCGAUCCCCGCGACAGAUUCACCAAGCCCCUGACGUUUGCGGAUUGUGUGGGAGAUGAGCUCCCUUUGGGUUGGGAGGAUGCGUAUGAUCCUCAGAUUGGCAUCUUCUACAUUGACCACAUCAACAAAACCACCCAGUUGGAGGACCCACGGGCACAAUGGAGGAAAGAGCAGGAGCGAAUGCUGAAGGAUUACCUAAUGGUGGCACAGGAUGCGCUCAGCACUCAGAAGGAACUCUACCAAGUUAAGGAGCAAAGGCUGGCCCUCGCCAUUGAUGAGUACAUGCAUCUCAAUGAUGUCUGGAAAGACAAGUCUAGUUCCCGGACCAGUUUGUUCUCAGGAUCUUCGUCAAGCACCAAGUAUGAUCCUGAUAUCCUCAAGGCAGAAAUAUCAACCACAAAGGUCCGGGUAAAUAAGCUGAAAAGAGAACUUUCCCAGAUGAAACAAGAGCUGUUGUACAAAGAGCAAGGGUUUGAAACACUACAGGAAAUUGAUCGGAAGAUGUCUGGAGGACAGAGCAGUUAUGAGCUGAAAGAGGCCAAAGCCAUCUUAAGUGAGCUGAAAACCAUCAAGAAGGCCAUCAGUACUGGCGAGAAAGAGAAACAGGAUCUGAUGCAGAGUCUUGCCAAACUAAAGGAUCGAUUCCUUUCCAGCCAGAGUGUGCGAACCUUCGAGUCAGAUUUGCUCUCCAAUCGAACCAAUUCACACCUCUCUACCUCCAGGCAAUGCCUAGAUGCAGGCUCACAAACGGACAUCACUGGUGAUUUUGGUCCAAGGAGCCGAGCCAAUCUGGCUGAAAAAGUCAGGUUAAGUCUUCAGUAUGAAGAGGCAAAGAGAAGAAUAGCAAACAUAAAGAUUGAAUUGUCGAAGCUGGACUCUGAUGUCUGGCCAGGGAUGCUUGAUGUUGAGCGAGACAAGCUGAUGUUGAUUAAUGAGAAGGAAGAACUGCUGAAGGAACUGCAGUUUGUGACCUUGCGGAAAUACUCCCGGGAUGACUUAAUGCGACUGGAAGCAGAGAGGAAGCGGUUGGAAGAGGAGCUGCAUUCUGCACCAAACACACCCAGUGAAGCACUGGCUGAGAGACUAAAAUUACACGAGAAGAGGAAAAGGCUUGUGCAGCAUCUUGAAGAUACAACACAACUAAUCAUGUAUCUACAUUCCCAACUUAAAAGCCUUUCAGCCAGCACACUGUCCGUGUCGUCCGAGAGCAGUCUGGGGUCUCUGACGUCCAGUCGAGGGUCGCUCAACACUUCCAGUAGAGGAUCUCUAAACUCGCUCAGUUCCACCGAGCUUUACUACAACCAGUCAGAUCAAACACCUGACCUGGACUACCAGUACAAACUCGACUUUAUGCUACAGGAGAAAGCCAGCUACAGUCCUUCGGGGCCCAUAACCACCAUCCAUGAGAACGAGGUGACCAAAUCCCACAAAAAGCCAGCCUUUGAGGACUCCGCUGAGUCCUCUGCUUCGGGACUCGCUGUGAAAUCCUUAGUUGAGCCUCCCAAAUCGGUAACCUCGUUGUCGUCCAGGUCCUCGCUGUCUUCUUUGUCUCCUCCCAGCUCACCGCUGGUCUCGGAUGCAGCGUUUCUGUCUUCAGCGCAGGUGUCACCUUUGCAUCACCUCACGGCUGACUUCGAAGACUGUGAAUUGCACCGUGGUUUCUCCAGUCUGGGCCUCUACGGCAACAGUGACAGCCACGUACUGCUGCAGCCUGAGCAGGCCAGUAGGACUCAGCCACCCUACCUGAGCAUUGUGUCUGACAUUCGGAGCAGAACUGGACCAUACCUGAAUGAGGUUACAGGCCUCAAUGAUGAAUUGGCAGUCCCUCUUUGUACCCUAAAUGAAGGCAUUGCAGGUGUUGAUUUACAGGGAGGAGCAGUGGGACAUGGUGUCGAAGAGAAAGCAGCAUGUGUCUCUGCUGCCGUUUCUGAUGAAUCUGUGGCCGGGGACAGCGGGGUGUAUGAAGCUUCUGUCAAACGGCCAAAUGAAAGGGAAGAUGCCAUUUAUGAUGAGGAUGAACCUUCCACAUUAGAGGCAGCUCAAAUCCAGAUAGGACUGAAGUAUGAUCCCACCAGUGCAAGUUUUAUCAUAAUCGCCGUGCAGCUGAGGAAUGUGACAGCUCUCCUUGUGCCACCCGGAUGUAAAGUAUACAUCAGAGCUGCAUUGCUUCCAAGCUCAUGUGAUUCCAGCAGUCUAUUCCGCACAAAGGUUCAUUGUGUUGCAGAGAUUCUUACCCUCAAUGAGGUUUUCAGGGUAGCUAUUACCCAAGCUGCUUUACAUCAGAAGACACUGCGAGUUGACGUUUGCUCUGUGGGGAAGACACUGUUGGAAGAUUGUCUGGCUGGAACCCAGAUUAGCCUGGCAGACUUCUCCACCCGUGGGGACACCUCAACAAGCUGGUACAAUAUGCUACAUUACAAGAACAUGAACAUUCAUAAUCCAAAGAACAAAGCACAAACUGAGGAAGUUUCACUGAGACCUCAGCCUUGCAGCACUACAGACAAGCAGGAUGCUGUGUCUGCAUUGCUGGAGAGGACAUCUGUUGAACUGCAGGCGGUAGAACAGGAACUGGCUAUUGAAGAGGAAGAGGAUGCUGAAGCAGGCGAAGACUGGCGGGAAAUGCUGAUAGAGGAUACCGCUGAGGCACAGGAAGGAGGAAGUGGCGUUAACAAAGAGUCAGAAGUGGAAGAGAUUGCAGCGGGAUUGAUUUUAUUGCAAGAAACGCCCCCAAGUAUGACUGAUGACGAAAGAGGUGGGGUGAUGGAGUCAGACACAAUGCUGCCAAUGCUGGUCGACAAAGAAAUAAACACAGAGGAGGCUAUGGUGGAGUACAUGGCUGUCAGGCCUAAGGACAAGUCCAAUCUGAACAAUAGGCAAAAGCAUUUUGUGAGGAACAGCAUGAUUGUAAGAUCCCAAACAUUUUCUCCAGGAGAAAGAAAUCAGUACAUUUGCAGGGUGUCGAAAACAAAUGCCUCAACCAAGAAGAUAGAUGAGCGCAGUGUGGUAGACAUUGUCUCCAUGGAUUUUGGCAAGGCCAUCAACAAGUUUCCUUAUGGUAAACUGGUCAGUAAGGUUACAUCACACGGGAUCCAGGGAGAGCAAGCCAACUGGACAAAAAAUUGGCUUAAUGGGUUGCUAAAUGAAUUCACUUCAUUACUGGAGUUUGCUACUGAAGACAAACCUCUCUUGAUUACUCUGGAUGGUUUGGACGAGUUAUCUGAUGAUUACAAUGCUUGGAACCUUUCCUGGUUGCCAAGAGAACUGCCAAAAAAUGUCUAUUUCAUUGUUUCUAUGUCCGUUGAGGAGGAUCAGACAACACUAAAGAAGUUGAAAGAACAUGGGAACAUUCUUCAUGUGCCACCACUCAGCACCACUGAAAUAGAGAAAAUAAUAGGUUAUUGGUUGGAAAAAGACCAUCGAAGACUUACAACUGACCAGCUGCAUUUACUGUUGGAAGCCUGCUCUGCCUGUCCUACCCCUCUCUAUCUCCAGUGUGCAUACAGGGAGUCCCUCAAUUGGCAAUCCUCCAUCCCAGUCUCAGACAUAUUUCUGCCCCAAAGUCUACAUCAGUUGUAUUCAGCCAUUCUUAGUAGAAUGGAGAAGGAACACGGAGUAGAGCUUGUGAAGAAAGUAGUGGGGUUGCUGACGUUGUCAAGAAAUGGCAUCACGUUGGUUGAAAUGACUGACCUGCUAUCUCUGGACCGGGUGGUCAUGCAGGAGAUCCAGCAGUUCCAAAAUGUCUCAAUUCCCAAGUUCCCUCUGGUACUUUGGAUGAAACUUCUAAGAGACUUGAACAUCCACAUUACAGAGUGCAGGACAGACAACACUUAUACAUUUAACUGGUCUCAUUCAGCACUGAAACUUACCUGCUUGAAGAGGUACUUCUUAUCCAGUGAUACCCAACUAGCUUUACACAUGACCAUAGCAAACUACUUUUUGGGGAAACCAACUAUUCUCCCAGGAGAAUCAAACAACUGUAGUCAGCAAGAGGAGCCAAACGGUCACCCUCUGGCCUGGGUGCUUGAAAAGGAUUCUGAAGUCAACCGUAUGUUUAAUCUACGGAAGCUGAACGGAAUUCCAUACCAUCUUUUGAGGUCGAAUCAAGUAUCGACCCUGAUAGCUGACUGUCUUUUUAAUUUUGAGUUUUUGCUACACAAAGCGUGGGGUAUGUCUAUUGUCAGUGUGGAGGAAGAUCUCAAAGCAACAAUGCUGCUAGAGAGGUAA